UGUUGCUUAGAGUUUAUCUUAUGAAAGAAAAAGCAAAGCAACUGGGCAGAGAAUCAGUUUCCAGAUAACUGGACUGACAAGUGGCCCGCCUAGUUCUGAAGUGCAGUCUCUUCUCAAAGGAAGGUUUUUCCUCUCCUAGUUGCUGGGUGGGAAAGGCAGACUUCCUCUAAUCAUGAAGGUUCUAACCAUUUUGAUUCUGUUAGAAAUUACAGGCUGCUUUCCUGUUUUUUCAAGAAUUGAUCCAGUCCACUGCAGAUGGAAUCCAUAUGGUCCUUGGUCAGAUUGUGAUGGCUGUACUAAAACACAAAUUCACAGGAGGACUGUAGCAGUUUAUGCACAGUUUGGGGGAAACCCAUGCUCAGGAAAUUCAUUUGAAACUCGUGCAUGUGUUCCCACAAGAGGUUGCCCAACAGAAGAAGGAUGUGGUGAUCGUUUCAGAUGUUCUUCAGGACAAUGCAUUCGCAAAUCACUGUUGUGCAAUGGAGAUCAAGAUUGCCUGGAAGGUGGCUCUGAUGAAGAUAGAUGUGAAGAAGUCAAGAAAAUAUGUGAUGAGAAGCCUCCACUUAGAGCACCUCCUAAUGUAGAAUUAACAGGAACAGGCUUUAAUGCCCUUACUGGGGAAAUGAGAAGUGGGGUCAUUGACACUAAGAGCUAUGGUGGCCAAUGUCGGAAGGUCUUCAGUGGUGACCGGAGAGAAUAUUAUCGGCUGAGUGAAAAUGUCCUUGCCUAUACCUUUGAGGUGAAAAUUGAGAAUGAAUUCAAUACUGAAUUUUACAACAGUACCUGGUCCUAUAUGAAAGAGACAGAGGGCCGUUACACUGAUAAUUUUGGCCAUCACAACACCGACACAAAUUAUGCAAGAGACAAGUCAGAGAGUAACUAUCUUAUGGUGAUUGAAAAUUCAGUGGAAGUUGCACAAUUCCUCAAUAAUCAACCCACGUUUUUAAACCUGGCAGAGCCCUUCUGGAAAGAGCUUUCUAGACUGCCCUCCUUCUAUGAAUAUAAUGCAUAUCACCGACUAAUUGAACUUUAUGGAACACAUUACCUGCAUUCUGGAUCUUUGGGAGGAUAUUACAAAGCCAUUUUUCAUGUCUCUAAAAAUAGUGCUAGCUCAAGAGGGUUCAGUCUAACGGAUAUGCAUAAUUGCAAAACUUCUGGGUACAAUUUUUUCUUUGUAAAGAAGAAGAAAGUGGAAUGUGAAGCUCUCAAUGAAGUGAUAAAACAGUCUUCAGGAGUCCGCAACGAUCAGAUUAAAACUGACCCGUAUGUAGAGGGAGGGGCUCCUGGAACUGUGGCUGGUUUAAGUUUUAUAGACAUUAACAAUCCGGUUGCAAAUACCCAACGAUAUUCCAGCUGGGCUCAUACAGUGUCUCUUUAUCCCAGUGUUAUUAAAAAAAAGCUGGCACCACUCUAUGAGUUGGUGAAGGAAGUCCCAUGUGCUUCGGUCAAAAAACUGUACCUGAAAAAGGCAAUUGAAGAGUAUUUGACUGAGAAUGACCCCUGCAAGUGCAAGCCGUGUCAGAAUGGUGGUCAGCCAGCUGUGGAUGGAACUCAGUGCAUGUGUUUUUGCAAACCAUAUACCUUUGGAGCAGCUUGUGAACUGGGAACUCUUGUGCAAGAUCAGCCAG
Thamnophis sirtalis is the source of this 1628-nucleotide messenger RNA. Lineage: Eukaryota; Metazoa; Chordata; Lepidosauria; Squamata; Natricidae. The record is from RefSeq and is a predicted model, not a curated record.